AUAUAGAUAUAUUCUAAUACAAAAUUAUUUUAUCUUUCUCCGAUCGGACAAACUUUGGUCUAUUUGAAUAUAUAUCGAUUUUGCAGAUUUCUACAAUUCAAAAAUUCUACAAAAUUACGAAUUAAUAUUUAUCUCUCGGUUGGAAUACCAUCAGAGUUAAUUUAAUAAUAUAAAGUAUUUACUUUGUUAAAAUUUUGCAAGUUGACAGUAUCAAUAACAACAAAGAAAGACAAAUAGCGCUAACGAUUUUCAUAAUACGUAUUUUAUACUCACUUUGAAUGUCGAGUUAAACAAACUUCGACUCGAGUCCCGUAUGGCGCUUAUGAUUCUAACCUUAAUCAAGAUCACUAUUAUUAAUUGUUGUCUAUGUCGGACUUAUUUUUUUUCCCAAUAAUAAUGAUAUUAACUGGUAUAAAUAUAUUAUUGUGAUUAAAUAUAUUAUUGUGAAGAGCUUUCUCGUCUAUAAAUAUCUAAAGCAAUUGAAAAGAUCAUUUACAAAUAUAAUGGAAAUUAUAAUACAUGGAUUUGGAUGGUUUUUAUCUAUGAAAUGAACCUAUUUUCAAACAAAGCAAUGAACAAUAUCUCUGGUCAGUUUCGUAAGACCACAUGGGACCCUAUACUCAUUAUUUCACAAAUAAUAGCAGUACAGUCUGUCAUGUAUUUUUUUCUUGGAAUUUGGAUCUGGAUUAUAGCAUCGCUUUUAGGCUCUACAAAUUCUUUGGAUUAUGCCUUUCAAUAUAAGGAAAUACACAUUCGUGAUUUUGGAGGACAAUUAGUAAUAGUAAUCUUUAUUUUGAAUGCAUUAAUAGGUGCUAUGGCCUUAUGGUGGUUAGUACAGAGAACAAAACAGUGUAUGGACUUUGCAUGUACAGCUCACUUGAUACAUUUGUGUUGUUGUUGGGCAUACAAUGCCAGUUUUCCAACUUCGUUCAGUUGGUGGAGUUUGAAUAUUGUUUCCUUGAGUAUAAUGUGCGUAUGUGGAGAAUUUCUUUGUAUGAGAACAGAAUUGCAAGCAAUACCACUGAGUAUGAAUAAUCAAAAAACAGCCUUGUAAUAAAAAAGUGUAUAUAUAUUAUCUAAUGAACUUGUUAGAUUAAUAAUAUGAAUACACUUUUCUUUAA
Vespa crabro (European hornet) is the source of this 1121-nucleotide messenger RNA. It is a transcript of the gene Sys1, whose product is annotated as protein SYS1 homolog. Gene Ontology annotation, cellular component: Golgi membrane; trans-Golgi network. The record is from RefSeq and is a predicted model, not a curated record. Gene Ontology annotation, biological process: Golgi to endosome transport; Golgi to plasma membrane protein transport; protein localization to Golgi apparatus. NCBI's taxonomy places the organism in Eukaryota, Metazoa, Arthropoda, Insecta, Hymenoptera, Vespidae. The transcript is spliced from 3 exons. The coding region runs from base 530 to 1054 and encodes 174 amino acids.